GGGAUAUUAUUCUGAUAGAUAUCGAAAUAUCCAAGUUGCUUAUGGAACACAAAAUAUUUAUAGUUCUCAAACUGACAUGUCUUUAAAAUGUCAUGAUCUCAAUGCGGACUAUAUUUUGGUAACCUCGUUUAGUUCUCAAUCGCAACACGACUCAGUAUUUUACAAAACUAGCCUUAGCUCCUGGACAACAACAUCAAUUAACUUGGAAAUUAAAAAAGAACUAAAUGACGAUAAAUUAGAACAAUCAAAUUAUAAAUAUGAAGAAAAUAAUAAUUUAGAAAGUUCAGGUGAAGACUCAGAUUAUGAAACCGUGAAUACUUCGGAUCAAUUUCCUCAAGAAAAGACAACGGUUCAAUGGUGUAUUGUUUAUACAAAUGGGGAUGAAUUAGCAGAUAGCAAUGAAAUAUUCCCUUGGAAUGUAUUUGGAAUUACUCUUGAUCCUGCGCUAAAACAAGAUCAUGGGAUAACAUUUAUAGAACCAUACCAUCCACCUAUGUCAUUUGAAGAUGCAACUAAGCAACAUCUUAUAGAAAAUGGCAACAUAUUAGAUGCAUGGAGACUUUUCGUACACAGAGCAAAGAAAAAUGAUUUUGCAGCAAAAUACUGGGUGGGAUAUUAUCUUCAAAAUAAUAUUCUUCAGAAUUCUGACUUUUACAAUGUUGAAGAAGUUCUUGAGGGGUCUUACUAUCCCAGAAGCGUUAAUGCUCAAAUGAUCUUGAAGAUCAAACCAAAGAUAUCAAUUAAUAGCGGUAACAAAAUUAGUAAUAAUUGUAAAAUACAACAAUUUCAACCGGGCAGCAAAGUCUCCCAUAUUUGCAAUUUUUGUGUAAAAAUUGAUUAG
Dentiscutata erythropus is the source of this 841-nucleotide messenger RNA. The record is from the annotation of a GenBank genome assembly. NCBI's taxonomy places the organism in Eukaryota, Fungi, Glomeromycota, Glomeromycetes, Diversisporales, Gigasporaceae.